Messenger RNA from Purpureocillium lilacinum, 1656 nucleotides. The record is from RefSeq and is a predicted model, not a curated record. NCBI's taxonomy places the organism in Eukaryota, Fungi, Ascomycota, Sordariomycetes, Hypocreales, Ophiocordycipitaceae.
AUGGCGUUCGAAAGCAUCUCCGAUCUGUACGCAACCGCCUUCCUGUCCGGGGUGCUCCUCCACGUCACCGUCUUCCGGUUCGGGGAAUGGGACAUGUACUUCUUGACCAUCGUUGCUGGCACGCUGCUCCUCGACCUAAGUGCAACAGUCGCCGUACGAUACGGAACUGCCGUAGGCCACGAGUCACUUUGGGUGGCCUUCCAAUUCGUGUCGUCCGUGCUUGGCUGCUGUGUUGUCGGCAUAUUCAGCAGCAUCCUGGUCUAUCGUCUGGCGUUCCAUCGCCUCAACAAGUUUCCCGGCCCGUUCUUGGCGCGCAUCUCAAAUAUUUAUCCUACAGCCCUGUCGCUGAAGGAGCCCAAGUUCCAGCUGCACAGGGAAGUCCAGGCGCUUCAUCGACAAUAUGGGGACAUUGUUCGACUCGGCCCAAGCGAGCUCUCGAUAUCCGACCCAAGAGCAGUCGAUCUCAUUCACUCCAAUCAGUCGCGCUGCUACAAGGGGCCGUGGUACAAUAUCCUGUGGCCGACCCGGCCUCUCAAUGCGCUCCGGGACAGGACUGCACAUGCAAAGAGGAGAAGGGCUUGGGACAAGGGAAUGGCCCUGCGCAACUACGAACCCCGGGUGACACAAUACGCGGUGCAGCUUCUGAAGCGCAUCGAUGAGUCCCGCGGCCAACCCAUGAACGUGACCAAAUGGUUCAACUUCUACGGCUUCGACGUCAUGGGGGACGUUGGAUUCGGGCAGGAGCUUGGCAUGCUUCGAGAGGGCGAGACGCACUAUUUCAUGUCAGCAACCUACCAAUUCAUGCUCGUGGUUCGACUGUUCAGUCACCUCGUGUGGCUGUUCCCGCUUUACAAAAUGCUGCCCGUGGUGAACCAAAACGUCAAGCGGUUCGAGGGAUGGAUUGUGGAGCAGGUGCAAGACCGGAGAAAGAGACAAUGCGUCGAUUUGUUUUCGUGGCUUCUAGACGACUACGAAGCGCCCGAGAAACCAACACUGCAGGAGACGCUGGACCUCCAUGGGGACGCACUGCUGGUGGUCGUAGCCGGGAGUCACACGGCGGCAAUAGCCUUGACAUGUCUCUUUUUCGAGCUUGCGCGGCAGCCGCGAGCCCUCAAGCUUCUGCAGGACGAGAUCGACGAGUGCUACGCAGCCGCCGGCGAAGCCGAGCCAAGCGCACAGGCCCUGUCGAGACUGGAAUACCUGCAAGCUUGCAUGACCGAAACCUUGCGCAUGUGGCCGCCGUCUCCGAGCGGGCUCCAGAGAAAGACGCCGCCUGAGGGCCUUCAGCUCGGCAGCGUCUUCAUCCCCGGCGAUGUGGUGGUGCAGAACCCGCAAUAUACCAUAUAUCGUGAUGAACGCUUAUUUGCACGGCCCAACGAAUUUGUGCCCGACAGGUGGACGACACAGCCGGAGCUUGUCAGCGAUACUGCGAAGGAGACGUCGGCAUUUGCCCCCUUCUCGUCAGGACGCUAUGGCUGCGCAGGCAAGGGACUUGCGCUCAUGGAGCUUGCGAUUGUGGUGAGUCGCAUCGUGAGGCGGUACGACGUGCGCCUGGCCCCGAACCAGGGAGCCGUGGAGUUUAUACAGGGACUCCGGGACAGCAUAACUCUCACGGCUCCACCUCUGCAUCUCUGCUUCGACGCCCGGACACCCUGA